UUAAGGUAAUGUAUAUAUAUAUAGAUUACUAUGAUAAUGAUUGUCUAAUUAAAGAUUAGUGUAAAAGUACUACAACAAUUAAUUAGUAACAAGAUAUAUUUAUAUAAUAUACAAAGUGUAAUUAAGAUCAAAUUGUACAUUCAAUAUUGAUCACCUGAGAUAUUCUUACACAUUUUUUCCGGAACAUUGAACCCUCAUAUUACCCAUAUCCAUACAUACAUAUACAUACACACAUACAUACAUACAUACACAAACACAUACACAUAGACAGACAUACAUAAGUUAAUUAUUCUUCAUCAUUAAAAAAAUAAAAGAAAAUGGGAUGUGGUGCAAGUGGAUUGAAAGAUUGUAAAUCAGAAGUAGCCGAAUCGACGAAUGAUAAUCCUGCUGAUAAUACAGAAAUAGAAACUGAAGAACACAAAGAAACAAACACUAAUCAUAUAGUUCCUGUAUUAUCAAGUGAACAAUUGGAUCUUCCAUCAAAUAAUAAUCAAAAUGAUGAACCCAAAGAAGAAAUUCCAUACAAUCAAGAAAUGCCAGACGUUUCAGCGAUUACUGAACAACAACCAGAUUUAGAUUUAAAAAAUGACGUAAAUCAAUCUGAAGAAUGUAAUAAAACUGAUGACAAUGUAACAGAAAAUUAAUCAUCUUUAAUUUGUAUUUAUUAUUAUACAAAUGAACAUUUAUUCCUGGAUCUAAACAAAAUCAACAUGUUCUUUUAAGUAAUUAAUAUGGCUUUCAGUGAUUAUAUUGUCUUCGUCGUCAUCAUCAUCAUCAUCAUCAUCAUUAUCAUCAUCCUUAUUAACAAUGAAU
Molecule: messenger RNA, 813 nt
Organism: Schistosoma margrebowiei
Lineage: Eukaryota; Metazoa; Platyhelminthes; Trematoda; Strigeidida; Schistosomatidae
Source: the annotation of a GenBank genome assembly